GGGCCCUCCCAAGUUUCUUUAUCACCUUCUCUUGUCCUGGCAAGGUCUAUCAGAGCCUGUCUUACGACUUCCUAAAAAUGUCAAAAGACCCCAAUAAAUGGAUAUUUCAAAACAAAUUAUUGAAAGAUGUGGAAAAUUUUAGGUUGAAGUUAAAGUAUAAAGGAGACAAGACAAAGAUUGAGACUUCUAAAAUUUUGUCAGAGGCUGUGAGAACCGGAUCUUUAGACAUCUCUUUUAAUCUCAACACGCUCCCUAAAAAAAAAUUUCAGAAACUUACAAGCCUCACCAAGCUUACUAUGAGCGCAGCUGGUGCCAGUGAGUUAAUUUCAGAAAUAAAAUAUUUACCGAAUUUGGUAUAUUUAAACUUGACUGGAAAUUACCUUGUUAAUCUUCCUUUUGAAAUUACUUCUUGCUCUGCUCUUAGAACACUGCUUUUAGCCUCGAAUAAGUUUACGAAGGUACCGAGUUAUCUAACGAAAUUGACUUUGCUUGAAGAGUUAAGCUUUGAAAAGUGCGAAUUAGAGAAUAUUUCGGGGAUAAACGCUAAUGUUCAAUUAAGAAAACUUAAUUUAUGUGGAAAUAAAAUUUCACAACUGCCUGAAGAAUUUAUGCAGUUAACUUCGUUGGAGCAUUUGGAUAUCUCUGACAAUUUGUUGGAAAAACUCCCAGAAGAUUUUGGAAAACUCAUCAAAAUUAAAGAACUUCAUGUGGAGCGUAACAGACUUGAGUAUCUUCCGAACUCAAUGAAUUGCAUGGUUAAGCUAAGAGUCUUACAAAUUAAACCCAAUCCAAUCAAAGUGUUCCCCAGAAUUUGGGAAAACAUGAUUGAAUUGGACUUGUUGGAUCUCUCCAGCUUGAAAAUCGAGGAGCUUCCCGCUGAGGUGGUUCCUCAGUUGAGAGGAUUUCGAGAAAUUAUCUUAAGCAAUAACUUGAUUACCGCGUUACCUACUGAAUUGAGUACUCUCGGAGAAGUCGUUGAGCGUAUCGACCUUAAAAACAAUCCCAUUAUAAAAUGGCCAAUUACAGUUAGGCAGAUGAAGAAUAUCGAGUUCAACUGGAGUUCCAUUAAUAUUAAUAACGUCACUGAAUGAAUUUGUUAAUAAAAUUUUUCUUAUUGG
Molecule: messenger RNA, 1118 nt
Organism: Zophobas morio
Lineage: Eukaryota; Metazoa; Arthropoda; Insecta; Coleoptera; Tenebrionidae
Product: leucine-rich repeat protein lrrA-like
Exons: 9
Coding region: 78-1091 (337 amino acids)
Molecular function (GO): protein binding
Source: RefSeq, a predicted model, not a curated record